AUGACUUCAUCCGCGAAAGCCUCAUCUACGAAGGCCCCAUCUGUGAAGGCCGGAAAUGUGAUCUCAUCACUCACAGUCCUGAAGGGCUUCAUUGACUCGAUUCCUGCGGAUGCUACGCUAUAUCUCGACCUCGAAGGUAAAAGUCUUAGCCGCAACGGGACUCUUACCAUUAUAACCAUUCUCGUACACCCUACAAAAGUCACGAGGCUUAUCGAUGUUCAGACUCUUGGCAGCGCAGCUUUCACCACGCCUGGCACAAAUGGAAAGACAAUCAAGACUAUACUGGAGGACCCUCAAAUAUCUAAGUGUCUCUGGGACGUACGUAACGAUGCUGAUGCCCUCUGGGCUCACUACAAGGUCCGUCUCGCGGGAGUCACAGAUAUACAGCUCCUAGAGAAUGCCUCACGAAUUACCGAUAGAACGUACGUUCGUGGGCUUGAGACCUGCGUCGAGAAUGAUCUCAAGCUGGGGUUUGCAGAGCUUCACAGAUGGACCCUCACCAAGAGGACGGGCAAGUCUUGCAUAGUCGGCGAUAUUUUUUCCGUUCGCCCUUUGGACACUCUGGCCAAGGAAUAUUGUGUCAAUGACGUUGUACACCUGCCUGCGCUACAAGUAACUUACACAAAGCGGAUGAACAGCCAAUGGAUGAAAAGGGCUAUGGACGAGAGUGCACGUCGUGUGGACGAAGCCUGUUCUCCAGAAUACAAGCCCCAGUCGGAGAAGAAGAAGCUCAGGCCAUGGGGGCCAGGAUCGGGGAUCAAGGAAUUGACCAUGGAUGACUGGCUCGAGAAGUUUGAUGAUGACAGGAUAAAUAGCAUGGAGAAUGAUAUGUUCUGCGAUAGUGACUAUGACGACCUCAAAGGGGUCUGGGAAAACUAG
Fusarium musae is the source of this 879-nucleotide messenger RNA. RefSeq lists its product as uncharacterized. Gene Ontology annotation, molecular function: nucleic acid binding; 3'-5' exonuclease activity. Gene Ontology annotation, biological process: nucleobase-containing compound metabolic process. NCBI's taxonomy places the organism in Eukaryota, Fungi, Ascomycota, Sordariomycetes, Hypocreales, Nectriaceae. The record is from RefSeq and is a predicted model, not a curated record. The transcript has a single exon. The coding region runs from base 1 to 879 and encodes 292 amino acids.